AAAGCAGAUCCAGCCAUAGCCCCAAUAGUCAUGAUGGAGCCUCAACCUCAGGCUCAUCAUCUCCUCAUGAAUUGGAACAAACCUAACGAUCUAUUCACACAAGAAUACUCCUUUCUCAACGAUCCUCAUCAUUUCAUCAUAGACCCACCUCCUGAAACCCUAAGUCACAUCCAGUCCCCGCCGACACUUUUCUCCGGUCACGGAGGAGGAGUAGAAGAAAAGGAAGAAGAUGAAGAAGAAGAGGAGGAGGAAGAGAUAGAUGCGAUGAAGGAGAUGCAGUACACGAUCGCUGCCAUGCAGCCAGUGGACAUUGAUCCAGCCACCGUCCCUAAGCCGAACCGCCGUAACGUAAGGGUAAGCGACGACCCUCAGACGGUGGUGGCUCGUCGGCGUCGAGAAAGAAUAAGCGAGAAGAUCCGAAUAUUGAAGAGGAUGGUGCCAGGCGGUGCAAAGAUGGACACAGCCUCUAUGCUCGACGAAGCCAUCCGUUAUACCAAGUUCUUGAAACGGCAGGUGAAGCUUCUUCAGCCUCACGCUCAGCUUGGAGCUCCUAUGUCUGAUCCCUCUUGCCUUUUUUAUUGCCACAACUCCCAAACCUAACUCUGUUUUCAUGCUGCUCAUGCUUAUAUAUUAUAUAUACAUAUAGACGCAAUAUGGUUCAAUAAGGAUUUCGAUCGACGAUUGUAUGGCUAUUGUAUAAGACAAUUAAUUAAUU
Eutrema salsugineum is the source of this 715-nucleotide messenger RNA. RefSeq names its product transcription factor IND. The transcript has a single exon. The record is from RefSeq and is a predicted model, not a curated record. Gene Ontology annotation, biological process: regulation of DNA-templated transcription. The coding region runs from base 31 to 600 and encodes 189 amino acids. Lineage: Eukaryota; Viridiplantae; Streptophyta; Magnoliopsida; Brassicales; Brassicaceae. Gene Ontology annotation, molecular function: DNA-binding transcription factor activity; protein dimerization activity.